Messenger RNA from Spirodela intermedia, 3086 nucleotides. The record is from the annotation of a GenBank genome assembly. NCBI's taxonomy places the organism in Eukaryota, Viridiplantae, Streptophyta, Magnoliopsida, Alismatales, Araceae.
AUGCUCGCAAUCCGGGGCGCCGCUCCCUGCGCCAACGCCGCCGUCCCCUCCCGGCUGCGCUGUGGACGGGCAGUAGACCUGCUUUUUCCGGCCGCUUGGCCACCUUGUCUUCCCUCUCCCCGGGUCAGCUCGGCCAGAUGGUGCGCUGGUGAGAGAAGUAUGCCGGAGGGGGGAUGGGAGGACGAGGGUAUGACGGGGGAAGGAGCCGCCGCUGUAAGGAGCACCGACUUGGUCGAUAGGGAGUACGGGGAACUCAAGCUCAAGGAGAAGCUCGGUCAUGUUUGUUCUCUUACUCAUCCGGAGAGAUGAUUGUUUGAUGUUUACCACCCAGGCUGCGGCCGCACAACAUCUCCUUCAUUUCUGCUGGUGUGCCGUUGCUCGAAUCAAAAGAGUUUUCUUUGCUUGCUUUUGAUCACUGAGGAGGCAGCUGGCCUCUGUGUGCCGCUGUCUGCUCUCAAUGUCGGGCUUCCCUUUCAUAGACAACACGAAUGACGACCUUUAUCUACAAUUUAUAACAUCUUCGUUAUAUUUUCUUUGGUAGAAUUGUGGAACCAGUUUUCAGCUCCUGAUUCUCUCGUUGGGUCCUCGCAGAUGCUUUAGAUAACCAAAUAUGGAACUUUCUUUCAUCUUACUAAAUUGUGCCUGCUGCCGAUCAAUUAGUCUCUUUUUUUCUGAGUUUUCUUCCAUGACUUACGUGGACGACCUCCUAGUUCACUCUUGGAGUUACUCCAUUUUUUUUAUUUUUCCCAUGCAGACUGCAAAUCAACGAUAUACCUUUUGAUAAUUUAUGAAUUUAUUUAUUUAUCCUAAAUUUAUCUCAAGAAUCUGAUUACCAUGUUGCUAACUCGUCUUUGUUCGCAGCUGGGUCAUGUCCGCAUUCGGCAGCAUGUGAACCCCCUUAGCUCCGCUUUCUCCGUAAUCAUCUUGUUCCCACGAUUUAUUCCUCUCGUUCGCAUCAAGUAGUUGAUUUGGUGACUAAUGUUAAAUCCGCAGACUCCUGCACCAUUACCCAAUUGGAAGGAGGUCUUCAGAGAUCCAACGCUGCCCUUGAUGGUUGAUAUUGGCAGUGGUGAGGAAUCAUUUUGCGAAUCUACCUAAUUAAUUUUUUUUGCUGUACUGAGGAUUCGAUAUUUUUUCCCUCUGUUUUCUUUUAGUUUUUAUGAAGCUUCUCUUCGAGAUAUACCCUAAGAUGAAUCGAUUUUGUUUAAUUAUCUGGGCUUAGUUUUUGGCCACAGCUCAGAUGGGUGGUAUGGUGACUCUGUCAUAUUUAUGAGCUUGAUUGUUUCUAUAUGGCUUGAAAUUUUCUGUUACAUUGCAAUGUGCAACAUUUUGGUGCCUCAUAUUUUUCUGUGGAAAAACGUGGGUUUUAUUACCCAGGAGAUGGGAAAAAAAGAUAUGGGAUUACUAGUGAUGGGACAGCUUUGCCAGUCUGGACUAGUGAGCGUUCAUGUCCCCCCCAAAAGACAGAUGGAGGGAGCCAGAUCGUUAACCGAAUGUUUCACUUGCUAUAAUCUUAGAUAUCCUACAGAACUUCAAGAAUAACAAAAGUACAGGUAACGAUCCUGCUGUAAUCGCUGUCAAUCAAGUUCGAGUCCAAUACAGACAGAUCAAGUUCUGCUGUAACUUGACGGGCUUGGAUAGAUCUCUGGAAUAUGUUAUUAUUUCAAUGUUGAGUUCUGAAUUCAAAAGCUUCCAUUCAUAUCUGGUCAAUCCAUUUCAGAUAUUGCCAUUUCUCUCUAUCAUUUAUGGGGGUAAUAUCCUUAGUUUUGGUAAUACACCCGGCUAACAAAUGAGAAUUUCCAGGUAGUGGCAGAUUUCUCAUCUGGCUUGCAAAAAACUCCCCUGAACGACAGAACUACUUGGGAUUGGAAAUACGUCAGAGAGUAUGGGACUAUACAUUCCUUUACCUCAGAUGUAUUGAUGAUUUCUGUUCUGUUUUAUCAUGCUUGUAAACAAUGUAACUUACCUGUCUGAUACAUGCUGCUCAUAUUUCAUUUCGUCGCCUGCAGUUGGUUGAACGGGCGCAAUUCUGGGUGAAGGAUUUGGCCCUUGGGAACAUGUUUGGGCUCGUUUACCUCGUAAAGCUGUAACUCUCAAUUUUAUAAUAUGCUUAUGAAUUCUGUUUUUGUUUGUCGUAGCGUGUUCCUGUUUGCAAAUGCCACAGUGUCCUUCGAUCAAUUGGUGACCUCUUAUCCUGGUCCCUUGGUGCUGGUUUCAAUCCUGGUGAGUUUACCAGUUGCACCCCUUUUGGUUGGAUAGCUAUUUAACUAUCAUGUAUGUUUCUUCAGAGCCUAGAACAGGAUAAACACUUGGAUUGUACUUAAGGAUCAAUGUUGGCUUUCUCCUUUGGCUAUAUCUAUAAUUUUGUUUCUCCGUGUUCCUAAUCUCAGUGCCCAGAUCCUCAUUUCAAGAGACGCCACCAGAAAAGAAGAGUCGUCGUUAAGCCAUUAGUGGAUUCCAUCUCAAGGAAUUUAAGUCCUGGUGGACAGGUAGGCCACUUAUGAUUUAUGAGAGCAAGGUGCUGAAUGGGUGUGCUUGUCUAUGCAUGAUCCUAUUCCUUUCAAACUAGAAAAAAUAUUUCAUAAGAUGAUAUAUAGUCUAUAUUUUGAAUGCAUCCAUAGAAUUGUGAUUGCCCCGAUGUUACUUCUGCUCCACUCCCUUUUGACGAAAAUUAGGAUGUUCCAUCCUGCAUUUAUGCUUAACUGUGCUUGUUCGGUGAAAUGGGUGAAUUUUGGGGGGAAUCGUUUUUAUCUAUUUUUAUUUGAUUUUGAAGUGAACUAAUUCUUUGAUGAAGUUAAAAUUCAAGAUAUUUCCAUAAAAGCAUUUCAUUCUGUUAUCCACAGGUUUUCCUGCAAUCAGAUGUGCUUGAAGUGGCCCGAGAGAUGAGAAAUCAAUUUGAUGCUCUCUCUAGCCUUUUCGAUCCCGUUGAUCUUUCUGACAAUGGGCAUAUUUCAUGCGAUGCUGAUGGAUGGCUCUUAAAUAAUCCAAUGGGCAUAAGAACUGAGAGGGAGAUACAUGCCGAAUCUGAAGGGGCAAGGGUGUUCAGAAGGGUGUAUAAAAAGAGGGAUCUUUCCUGCUCCCUUUAG